CAGUGUCUGCUACUGACCCAGACAUGGGUCCCAAUGGAACUGUUCAGUACAGUAUCUCAGCUGGGGACAGGUCGAGGUUUCAGAUUAAUGCUAAGAGCGGGGUUAUUUCUACAAGAAUGGCCCUAGACAGAGAAGAGAAAACAGCCUACCAGCUGCAAAUAGUGGCCACCGACAGGGGCAAUUUACAGUCUCCUAACCAGGCCAUAGUAACAGUCACGGUGUUAGAUACACAAGACAACCCACCUGUAUUCAGCCAGGCUGCUUACAGCUUCGUGGUCUUUGAGAAUGUGGCCCUAGGGUACCACGUGGGCAGUGUUUCUGCCACCACCAUGGACCUCAAUGCCAACAUUAGCUAUCUCAUCACUACUGGGGACCAGAGAGGUAUGUUUGCUAUGAAUCCUGUCACAGGGCAGCUGACCACAGCAAGUGUGAUUGAUAGGGAAGAGCAGUCUUUUUAUCAACUGAGAGUCCUGGCCAGUGGGGGAGCAGUAAGGGGAGACACCGUGGUUAACAUCACAGUGAAAGACUUGAAUGAUAAUGCUCCCCACUUCCUCCAGGCAGUAGAAAGCAUAAACGCAGUGGAGAACUGGCAGGCAGGACAUAGCAUCUUCCAGGCCAAAGCCGUGGACCCUGAUGAGGGUGUCAAUGGCAGGGUGCUCUACAGCCUGAAGCAGAACCCCAAGAAGCUGUUCGCUAUCAAUGAGCAGAAUGGUAACAUCAGUCUGCUGGCUCCACUGGAUGUCCACGCUGGCUCAUACCAGGUAGAAAUCUUGGCCUCUGAUAUGGGUGUCCCCCAGCUCUCCUCCAGCAUCAUUCUGACAGUUUAUGUCCAUGACGUAAAUGACAACCCACCAGUGUUUGACCAGAUUUCCUAUGAGGUCACACUUUCUGAGUCGGAGCCUGUGAAUUCUCGAUUCUUUAAAGUGCAAGCUUCUGAUAAAGAUUCUGGGGCAAAUGGGGAAAUAGCGUACACUAUCACAGAUGGGAAUACUGGGGAUGCCUUUGGCAUAUUCCCAGAUGGCCAGUUGUACAUCAAAAGUGAAUUGGACCGUGAACUUCAGGAGAGAUAUGUGUUAUUGGUUGUUGCCUCUGACCGGGCAGUGGAGCCCCUAAGUGCUACUGUGAAUGUCACUGUGAUUUUAGAAGAUGUGAAUGACAACAGGCCUUUGUUUAAUAGUACCAAUUACACAUUCUACUUCGAAGAGGAGCAGAGGGCCCGGUCAUUCGUAGGCAAGGUCAGUGCGGUGGACAAAGACUUCGGGCCUAAUGGGGAGGUAAGGUAUGCUUUUGAGGUGGCACAGCCUGAUUUUGAGUUGCAUGCUGUCACUGGGGAACUCACCAACACUCACAAGUUUGACAGGGAGUCACUCAUGAGGAGGCAGGGGACAGCAGUCUUCAGCUUCACAGUGAUAGCCACAGAUCAGGGCCUCCCUCAGCCUCUCAAGGAGCAGGCCACCGUGCAUGUCUACAUGAAGGACAUCAAUGACAAUGCCCCCAAGUUUCUAAAAGACUUUUACCAAGCUACCGUGUCAGAGACGGCGACCAAUCUGACCCAGGUCUUACGGGUGUCUGCCUCAGACGUGGAUGAAGGAAAUAACGGCCUCAUUCACUACUCUAUCCUCAAAGGAAACGAAGAAAGACAGUUCACCAUAGACAAGUUCUCUGGUCAGGUGGCUCUUGUAGGUAAGUUAGACUAUGAGGCGACCCCGGCCUAUUCCCUCCUCAUCCAGGCAGUGGAUUCAGGGGCCAUCUCCCUCAACUCAACCUGUACUCUAAGUAUUGACAUUUUGGAUGAAAAUGACAACACGCCCUCGUUCCCGAAGUCAACACUAUUUGUGGAUGUCUUGGAAAACAUGAGGAUUGGUGAACUGGUGUCCUCUGUUACUGCCACUGAUUCUGACUCGGGUGUCAAUGCAGACUUACACUACACCAUCACAGGAUCAAACAACCAUGGGACCUUUAGUAUUAGCCCAAACACUGGGAGUAUCUUUCUUGCCAAGAAGUUGGACUUUGAGACACAGUCUCUAUAUAAAUUAAACAUCACAGCAAAAGACCAAGGGCGACCUCCUCGGUCAUCCACAAUGUCAGUGGUGAUUCAUGUGAGGGACUUCAAUGACAACCCCCCAAGCUUUCCUCCGGGAGACAUUUUUAAGUCUAUAGUGGAGAACAUCCCUCUUGGUACAUCUGUCAUUUCUGUGACAGCGCAUGACCCAGAUGCGGAUAUCAAUGGGCAGCUGUCUUACGCCAUCAUUCAACAGAUGCCCCGAGGCAACCACUUCAGCAUAGAUGAGGUCAAAGGAACCAUCUACACCAGUGCUGAGAUAGACCGGGAAUUUGCCAAUCUCUUUGAAUUAACAGUAAAAGCCAACGACCAAGCUGUGCCGAUAGAAACUAGGAGGUAUGCUUUGAAAAAUGUGACCAUUUUGGUGACAGACCUCAAUGACAAUGUCCCGAUGUUUAUAUCACAAAAAGCCCUGGCUGCAGACCCUGAUGAAGGCGCUAAUGGUGAGGUGGAGUAUGAAAUAGUCAAUGGAGACACAGAAACCUUCACUGUGGAUCGCUACAGUGGAGACCUUCGUGUGGCUUCUGCAUUAGUGCCUUCACAGCUCAUCUACAACUUCAUAGUAUCAGCCACAGACCUGGGCCCAGAGAGGAGGAAGUCAACCACGGAAUUGACCGUCAUCCUCCAGGGCCUCGAUGGGCCGGUUUUCACACAGAACAAAUACAUGACCAUCUUGAAGGAAGGGGAGCCCAUUGGUACCAAUGUCAUAUCCAUAGAAGCAGCUAGCCCCAGAGGGUCAGAAGCUCCAGUGGAAUAUUACAUCGUUUCUGUUCACUGUGAAGAAAAGACUGUUGGACGUCUCUUUACCAUUGGACGGCAGACUGGUGUCAUUCAAACUGCAGCCAUUUUGGACCGGGAGCAGGGAACAUUUCUCUACCUGGUGGAUGUUUAUGCCAUAGAGAUGUCAUCUGCCUUUCCCAGGACACAGAGAGCAGAGGUGAGAGCUUGGAUUCCUUUAUUAUCUGCUCUGAGUGGGCUUUUUCUAAAUGUCUUUGUCAUUGUGAUUACUCUCUAUGAUUUAACUGUGUUUUCAUGGCUAUGUUUAUAAACAGGGACAACUUAGAAAACAUUGUCACACACUGACAGUUUCAGGAAAAUGCAGCUAUAAUCCAGGUUACAAUAAAUAAUGAACUUUUUUAAAAUAA
Molecule: messenger RNA, 3207 nt
Organism: Peromyscus leucopus (white-footed mouse)
Lineage: Eukaryota; Metazoa; Chordata; Mammalia; Rodentia; Cricetidae
Product: protocadherin Fat 4-like
Exons: 2
Coding region: 24-3110 (1028 amino acids)
Biological process (GO): homophilic cell-cell adhesion
Cellular component (GO): plasma membrane
Molecular function (GO): calcium ion binding
Source: RefSeq, a predicted model, not a curated record